This is a messenger RNA of Pteropus alecto (black flying fox), 888 nucleotides long. RefSeq names its product patched domain containing 3 (gene PTCHD3). The record is from RefSeq and is a predicted model, not a curated record. NCBI's taxonomy places the organism in Eukaryota, Metazoa, Chordata, Mammalia, Chiroptera, Pteropodidae. Gene Ontology annotation, cellular component: membrane.
AUGGUGACAGGAGUGUCUGAGAGGCACCGCUGCCACACCAACUGCCUGAAGGCGGCGCUCUCCUGCACCUUGCGUUGGCUGGGAUGGGAGGUAGGCUCGCGCCUCUGGGUCUUUCUGCUGGAGCCCAUAGUGCUGACGGCUGCUCUUGGCACUGGCUUUAUUUACCUGCCCAGGGAUGAAGACGAAGACCUCGAGGAGCAGUACAUCCCGAUGGGAAGCCCGGCCAAGGCUGAACGACGCUUUGCGCAGACAUGUUUCACCACCAAUGACUCUAAUAGCUUCUCCAUCUCCAGAAGCACCGAGGUCAAUUUCACUUCGAAUCUAGUGGUCUCUAACACUGCCUCGCUGCUGGAACAAGAAAUCUUAUUAGAAGUAAACUGGACGAUGCGGUGCAUGCUCUCUGACACAGAAAAACGGAACCUAGAUCCACUAUUAUCAGCCUAUCUACCUUGCCAGCAUCCUUGGAGGAACCGUUUUAAGCAAGAAGAUGGGAACGAACCAGUUAUUCCUGGAAGCCAAAGCAUAGAGCUGCAAUGUUACCUGAAGACCAAGGAUGGAGAGGAUAACGAGCAUAGCAAGAUGUGGCUGAUCCAUUUCCUGAACCAAUUUAGCAAAAUUAAAAAGAGUCUGGCCUUGAAGAUGAUCCAGGUGGUCAACUUUGCAUCACCUUCCAGACAACUGGAAUUUGAGGCAACUUCUAUGACAGUAAUCCCUUUCUUUCAUUUAGCAUACCUUCUAAUUAUGUUAUUUGCAAUCACAUCAUGCUACAGAGUUCACAGAAUUGGUUCUGAAGAUUUCUGCUUGUUUGUCUACGUUUCUGUGGGAAAUGAAAGCUGGGAAAUUCUUACUUCAUGUUUUGCCACUGUCUGUGCAGCACUUAUCUUCUAA